AUUUUUAAUUGUGGCAAAAAGCACAUAAAGGAGUUUAUCCAAGUGCAGAGUUCACCUGUGUCCACCAAAUUCACAUCAUCAUACUAUAAAUCUCCAGAACUUUCUCAUCCUGUAAAACUAAAACUCUACAACCACUGAACAACCACUCCCCUUUCCUUCUCCACCCAGCUGCCGGGAACCACCAUUCUACUUUUCGUUUCCAUGAUUUUGACUACUCUAGAUAAGUCCUAUAAAUGGAAUCAUACAAAUCAUACAGUAUAUUGUCCUUUUCUGACUGGCUUAUUUUAUUAAAUAUAAUGUCUUCAAGGUUCAUCCAUGUUAUAACAUAUGACAGGAUUUCCUUUUUUUUUUUUUUUUUUGAUGGAAAGUCUCACUCUGUUGCCUAGGCUAUCAUGCCGUGGUGUCAUCAUACCUUAUUGCAACCUCAGACUCAUGGGUUCACGUGAUCCUCCUGCCUCAGCCUCCUGAGUAGCUGGGACUACAGCACCCACCAUGAUGUCUGGCUAAUUUUUUUUUCUAUUUUUAGUAGAGAUGGGGUGGUCUCAAACUCCUGAGCUCAAGGGAUCCUCCCUACCUCCACCUCCCAGAGUGCUGGGAUUACAGGCCUAAGCCAUCAUAUUUGGCCACCUUCUUUUUUUAGGCUGAGGAAUAUUGCAUUCUAUGUACAUACUGAAUUUUAUUCAUUAUUCUCUUGGUGAACAUUUGGAUGCUUCCACCUCUUGGCUAUUGUGUAUUGCUGCAACAUCCGUAAACAUGCGCAACCUUCCUUAGCACCCUUUCCGUCGACAUCAUGCUCCAGUUCCUGCUUGGAUUUACUUUCGGCAACUUGGUUGGAAUGUAUCUGGCUCAGAAAUAUGACAUGCCUAAUGUGGCUAAAAAACUUGAAGAAAUUAAAAAGGACUUGGAUGCCAGGAAGAAACCCCGUAGUUCGUAAGACCGACUCCAGCACUGCCUCUGGAUACACUGAUUCUCCUGCUCUUUAGGGCCGCCUUUACCAUCUGAACCAAAAGCUCCAGCCGCAGCGAUUUUCUUCUUUGCUAGACCCUGUGUUGCCUUAGAGUGAAAAUGGGGCCCCAGGUUAAGAACUGCCCUUACAUUUCCAACAUCCUUACUUCUUCCCAUAUCUUCCUUCCAGCUGCAUGGGAGAUUCUAAGACUGGAAUUAUGGUGCUAGAUUAGUAAACGUGACCUUUAAUGAGUAAUCUCUUCCUUUAUUCUUUGAGAUUUCUAUUCUACCUUUUGUCAGAAGAAAAAUUGGUGAGUUUUAUAUAGCUGAUCAGAUACAAAUUAUGAUGAUUUCAGUGUAGCCAUUAUAAUGGGUGCUUGUUAAAUAUUUGGUAUUAAAUUAUAUUGUUCCAAAUUAAUUAAAAUUAA
Messenger RNA from Nycticebus coucang (slow loris), 1373 nucleotides. Its product is annotated as short transmembrane mitochondrial protein 1-like. Lineage: Eukaryota; Metazoa; Chordata; Mammalia; Primates; Lorisidae. The transcript has a single exon. The coding region runs from base 791 to 934 and encodes 47 amino acids. The record is from RefSeq and is a predicted model, not a curated record.